This is a messenger RNA of Gloeophyllum trabeum ATCC 11539, 651 nucleotides long. RefSeq lists its product as uncharacterized. The record is from RefSeq and is a predicted model, not a curated record. The transcript has 3 exons. Bases 1 to 651 code for a protein of 216 amino acids. Lineage: Eukaryota; Fungi; Basidiomycota; Agaricomycetes; Gloeophyllales; Gloeophyllaceae.
AUGUCCGCCCCGCAACACCCCGCCGGCCCCCCGCCCGCCUGGGGCUGGGGCCCGUAUCACCACCCCUGGCACCCCCGCCGCGCGCGCUUCUCCGGCGGCGGCCACCGCCUCUUCUGGUUCGUCCUCGGCGGGCUCGCCGCCUCCUGGUGGAUGCACCGCCGCGAGGAGUGGUACCUCCAGCACGGCUUCUGCAGGCGGCCCGACCACACGCUCGCCGCGCCGCCGCCCCAGCAAGAGAACGCGGCGCAGGGCAAGGAGUCCCACUGCACGCGCUACGAGCGGCCCGCGUGGGACUCGCCCGAGGGGCAGAGGCACUGGCGCUGGGGGUGGCAUGAGAGACGGGAGGCGGAGAUCGAGGCGAGGCGCCAGCGCGAGCAGGCGCAGGCUCCUGAUCCCGUGCCCGCUGCUCGUGUGGUCGCCGCACCGCAGGCUGCUGCCUGGGACCACGAGAAGGAACGGAUAGAGGAUAUGAAGAUGAAGGCGACUGAGAAGGUUGCCGAGAUGUCAGAGGCGACCCUCGAUACCAUCCUCUCAACCGUCAACUCGCUCAAGGCUAAGCUCGCCGAUCAGAAGGCGCAGAUGGAGGAAGAGAAGCGGCGCCGUCAGCAGGAGAUCGAGGAGCAGCAGAAGGCUCCCCGCCAUCUCGUAUAA